Molecule: messenger RNA, 1862 nt
Organism: Xylaria bambusicola
Lineage: Eukaryota; Fungi; Ascomycota; Sordariomycetes; Xylariales; Xylariaceae
Exons: 2
Coding region: 329-1744 (471 amino acids)
Source: RefSeq, a predicted model, not a curated record
UGCCGCUUUGCACAACUAAACCUCAAAAGUAACAACAAUCCAACAAGAGUCGGAAGUGGGCAGAUUUAAGUGAACAUGACAUAUCCGUACAUAAGUAACUACCUAAAUAAUAUAGACGGGAGCGGUUGCUCAACAGUUCAAUAUCCCAUUGAUAUUAUCUAGGACUCCCUACCAGAUACAAUAGAUAGGUGCCCGUAACCCCAAGGUACACUCAACAGGGAAGUCUCGAAGGGGCUUGCUUGCUCAAGUUGUCUUGGUUUGGAGUUCCUCCCUCCCAGAUAUCUAUGCCGCUGGUUCUAGCAUAUGGGCAACCCUAUAAUACCCGUGGAUGGAAGAGCAACCGGACACGGAAAUCCUUGUGCAUAUUGGGGCACCGAGCCGAGCAAUUCAUGAUGCUUUAUACCGAUCGUUAGCGGCCGCUUACUUGGCCUUUGAACCUACAGAAACCACUCAUAUUUACUCAUGUAGAGGCCAAAAUGGUAGGAGCCAAAGUGGCACGUCAGGGUCAAGGGGCGCCAAUGAUGCCGAAUCCUCCAUUAUGCCACUAGAUGAGCGAAUCCAAUCCUUCCGCUCACCUCAAGUCUCAUUCAAGAGCGUGGUUGACAACGCCGACUCUCCACGAAUGCAUAUGCGCCCACGAGAAAUUUCUGACCGCCGCCUCAUCCAACAAACUCCAAUAUCAGCAACACAAACAUCAUGGCAAACUCCUCCCAGUAUCGUGCAAGAUUCCCAUCCUCUGAAUCACGCGGGCUUCAGCUCCCUUACAUCCCCAACCAGAGUCUUAGAGAGCUACCUUCAGUACUUUGAAUCACCCUCGACAUCUCCAAGACAAGCUUCGCAAAGCAGUAGAUUGAUAGAUUUGCAUGACUGUACACCCCGGUGUAGUUCUCGUCAUUUCUCUCAGAGAAAUCACGUGCCUCGUACACAACUGAUACCAUGUACCCCUCAACCCAAAAACACCGCAGAGCUACCAUUUGCUAGAAAUCAGGUGUCGGAGUCUCAAACCAGCAGGCACUCCAUACCACAGUCGGAAUCUCUGGUUGAUAAUGCUUUUAAUGAUACUAUCAUCGAGGAAUCAGCAUUUCUAUCAUCACCACGGCUGGCAACACUUAUCAGGGCAGACUCUGAACCAGUCGCCAAACUACGACGGCUUGGGCCCGUUGCCAAUCCGCAUGCUCUAGCACGAGCAUCGAGUGAUAUUGGUCCAGAGUCAUCCACCAAUCGCAAGCCCGGAGUGACGGUCAGUUUUUUGAGCAGCCACGGGUUCACAUAUGAGAGUUUAGAAAUCCGUUCCCCAGAGCCGCUUACAUCAGAGCUAUUUAUCGAAUCUCAAGAGCUGAUCACUCGAGGGUUAGAAAAGCUUGGCCACGAUGUGGACCUACCCUUGCGUUUUCGACCAUCAGAACAAAGAAGAGAGCUCAGACCCUCCGAGCGUGGUUAUUGGCUUGUAGACUGCUCAUCUUGGGAACCUCAGUUGAAACUUAAUGCGUGGGCUUUCCUCGCAAACUAUAUCGGAACUGGUAUGGCUGGAUGGGGGAUUUGGUGUAAGAGGGAUCAUGACUUUGAAGAGAUAAGAACGUACUGCUGGGGAUCAGUGGUAGCCCAUAUUUACUACGUUCUAUGGCUUUCAAGUCACCGCGAGAUCGUAUUUACAGGAUGUUGCUGGGUGGAUGCGGAUGGAGCUAGGGUCAUUACAAUGAGCCCCAGGAGCCACCCACAAAGCGAAAGGAAUGAUUGCAUAUAGUUUCACUGGCUGUCUCAAACAUAAAUUCUGUGAACUAGUAGAAAGAGGUAUGUAUUUGUUCAGAGAAGAUUGAACAGUAAUACCCCAAUAUUGAAUCCAUUGCACUAAAUGCAUAAUC